AUGCGGACUGUUUUCGACAAGUUUGGCGUGGAUUGGAACCAGCGGUAUGGCAAUGAUGACCUGGAGCUUCCGGUUCCUGCAACUUUCCUUGUUGAUAAGAAGGGAAUUGUACGCAAUUCCUUUUUGGAUCCUGAAUACCAUCCCCGAUUGGAUCCUGAGACUGCUCUUCAGUGGAUUGACCAGCUUUGA
Molecule: messenger RNA, 189 nt
Organism: Penicillium argentinense
Lineage: Eukaryota; Fungi; Ascomycota; Eurotiomycetes; Eurotiales; Aspergillaceae
Exons: 1
Coding region: 1-189 (62 amino acids)
Source: RefSeq, a predicted model, not a curated record